Molecule: messenger RNA, 1395 nt
Organism: Aspergillus lentulus
Lineage: Eukaryota; Fungi; Ascomycota; Eurotiomycetes; Eurotiales; Aspergillaceae
Product: putative MFS monocarboxylate transporter
Biological process (GO): transmembrane transport
Molecular function (GO): transmembrane transporter activity
Source: RefSeq, a predicted model, not a curated record
AUGAUGGCUGCCAACGAGCUCAAACCGGUACCCCCAGCGCUCUUCAAAGAGACAUUCUCCCAUAUACCGACCUCGUCGGACGAUUUUUCGGACGACGUCGAUGAGUUUGAUGACUCGCGACUACCACCGGUUGACGGAGGAUAUCAAGCAUGGCUGUUUCUGGCGGCUUGUUUCAUGGUGGAAGGUAUAGUAUGGGGAUUCGCACAAUCGUUCGGGGUCUUUGAGAACUAUUAUCGAACUCAUGAGCCUUUUUCGGACUCGACAGAGAUUGCGUCCAUCGGGACCUGCGCAAUGGGCCUGGCUUACCUGCCCACACCUAUCGUUAUCGCCGUCAUGUUUGCAUUCCCCCGAGCUCGACGCUGGUUUUCGACCGCGGGAUUCGUCAUCAUGUGUCUCGCGCUGGGCCUGAGUUCGUUCUCGACAAGCGUCACCCACUUGAUCAUGUCGCAAGGAGUGGCAUACGGCAUUGGAGGAUGUCUAGCCUACACGCCGUCCAUCCUCUUCCUAUCCGACUGGUUCGUGGAGAAGAAAGGCCUCGCCUUUGGCAUCGUCUGGGUAUCUCCCCCCUCUCUAUCACAGUACUUCCAUCCAACUGACCUCCCAAAGAGCGGCUCCGGCCUCACAGGCAUCCUCUUCCCACUGAUCCUCCAAACCCUCCUCAACCGCUACGGCUGGCAAACGACCCUUCGCGCCUGCUCCAUCGCGCUCUUCCUCCUCGCCGCCCCCUUCAUGACAUUCCACAAGCCGCGCAUCCCCAUCCGCCACUCGCACCUCCGCCAGCUCAGCCUCCGCUUCCUCUGGGACAAAGUCUACCUGAUCUACCAGCUCGGCAACACAAUGCAAGCCAUCGGCUUCUGGAUCCCGUCUAUUUUUUUGACCUCGUAUGCCCGCACCCUCGGCGCAAGCGACUUCCUCGCCUCCCUCACCGUCACCCUCUUCAACCUCAUGACCGUCUUCGGCUGCAUCUUCACCGGCUACCUCGCUGACCGGCACCACGUCACGAAAUGCAUCUUGCUUUCGUCGGCGGGGGCUGUCGCUUCCGUUUUCUUGCUGUGGGGGUUGGCGAACCACAUCGCGACGCUGUACAUCUUCUGUAUCGUCUAUGGGUUCUUUGCGGGCGGGUACUCGUCUUCCUGGUCGGCGCUGUCGCACGAGGUGCAGAAGAGCGAGCGCUCGGCGCAUGUGAGUAUGGUGUUUGCGUUUCUGGAGACAGGGCGCGGGGUCGGGAAUGUGGUUAGUGGGCCGUUGAGCGAGGCGCUGCUGAAAGUCGGUGGGUGGAAGGCGGAGGCGUUUGGGGCGUAUGGGUCUGAGUAUGGGGUGUUGGUGGUGUUGACGGGAGUGACGGCGUUUCUGGGGGGUUUUGCAUCCAUGGCGAGGAUGUUUCGGUGGAUUUAA